Molecule: messenger RNA, 3827 nt
Organism: Mycotypha africana
Lineage: Eukaryota; Fungi; Mucoromycota; Mucoromycetes; Mucorales; Mycotyphaceae
Product: kinesin motor domain-containing protein
Exons: 2
Coding region: 1-3360 (1119 amino acids)
Biological process (GO): microtubule-based movement
Cellular component (GO): microtubule; nucleus; kinesin complex
Molecular function (GO): ATP binding; microtubule binding; microtubule motor activity
Source: RefSeq, a predicted model, not a curated record
AUGUUAGGCUCCUCUACCACACCAAGCAGAGAAGGCGAAGCAGUGGACUAUCGUCCAUCUUCCUCUCUUUUUGAUGAUAGCAAUAAUAAUCAUUAUAACGAAGAUACCGGUUUCCAUACACCUAAACGUACUGCAUAUACCCCCCACAGAAUAACAGCAGCCAACUUUGAUAUAUUAAAUACACCGCCUCAGAGGAUUAUGCUACCACCGCGACCUCCUAGCCCAACCAUAGACGCUGAAGAGGAAUUAGAGGAUGAAGAGUCUUCUAGCUUGAUAUUAAACAGUCCUAUUGCCACUACUCCAUCACGCCGCGCUUACCAUAGACCAUAUUACCAUCAGCAGUAUUCACCUGAUAUUUAUAACCAUCGCAACCAUUCAUCCGUAGCAACAACACCACAACGUCAGCAAAGACAACGUCGACAAUUCCAACAGCAAUACCACUGUCACCAACCAUUAGCAGCAGCAUCACCUUAUCGUGAACAACCUCAUUACCAGAAGCCACUAUCGUCGAUAGCAAGUACGCCUCAACGUACAUUGCACAAAGCGAACUACAAUGAUUACUAUAGCAGAACACCUUAUCGACCGGCUGUUGCUGCAACUGUGCAUGCACAACAAACACCUAGAAGACCUCGAUUUCCGCCUACUGAAACAGUAGCACCUAAACGAAAGUCAACAAAACCUAUAAUUACCGCAACAUCAGCAGCAGUAGAAACACUUGAUGAGAAAGAGUCCACCCAUUUCCCAGUUACAUACAAUCCAACUCAAGAACCUAUCAAAGCGUAUUUAAGGAUUCGACCAAAAUUCAUCAAUAAAUCAGCCACCUGUGCACUGAGUGAUGUAGCAAGCAACAGUGUUGAACUCGACGAUGAGGAGAAGAGCAAGGAUCUUAACGAUGAAAACAAAGAGAACAAAGAUACAAAUGAAAAAUCGAUUGCUAUUGGACCCUACCUGAAGAUCUUAAACCAGCACGAAAUACUUAUGACGCCAACAGAAGACUCCAAUGCAUUCCGUAACCGUAAUUCUGCUCAGCCUGAACGAUACAAAUUUACUGAUAUUCUUAAUGAUAGUGUAUCGCAAUAUACUUUCUUCACAAAGACUACAUUACCUUUGAUCCAAGAUGUUUUAGAAAAAGGCGAAAACGCUCUUUUAUUCGCUUAUGGCGUUACGAAUUCAGGAAAAACUUUCACAAUCAUGGGAACUCGAGAAGAACCUGGUAUUUUACCGAGAACACUCGAUGUUAUUUUCAACAGUAUAGGCGAUAAUUUAGCGAGCGAUGAAACAAAGUUGAAACCAUGUAUGCAUAGUGGAGUGAGGUCUUAUACCCAUGCAGAAGAGGAGCAUAGAGAUGUCAUCGCGAUGCAUCAGCAUCAAAUGAGUCAAGCAGCAAAUAAUAAUAGUAGUGGUCAUAGCGAUAAACAAGCAGUAGUAGAUUUGAGUACAGCUUUUUUACAAGAUGAACAACAACGAAGUUUAACAGUACUUAUUGACAAAGGCUACGAAUAUGGUAUCUGGGUUUCUUUUGCAGAAAUCUAUACUGAAAAAAUUUACGAUUUGCUCGUCUCACCCCCACCUGAUGAGAAUACGACUACUCACAAUGGUCGAAAGCGAAAACACCCAUUAGGUAACGGCAACACUAAACGAAAAGCUUUGGCGCUCAAAUACGAAACGAACAACAGCAAAAAUAAAUACAUAGCCGGACUAAAGCAAGUCCGCGUUAAAUCGGUUGAAGAAGCCUAUGCCGUCUUAUUUCAAGGCUUAUCCAACCGUGCUCAAUAUUCCACCUUAGUUAAUCAAACAAGCAGUCGUAGCCACAGCAUUUUCACUAUCGCCGUUGUUAAGAUUCCUAUUGACGACACUGAUAAAGGCUUUGUCAUAGAAGAUCCUAUGUACUCCAGUGUAUCUAAAUUUCAAAUUGUGGACCUGGCCGGUUCUGAACGCUACCGAAAUACAUUAAAUCAAGGACAACGUUUGAGAGAAGCUGGUCAAAUCAAUAAAUCACUGAUGGUGCUGGGACAGUGCAUGGAAACAUUGAGAUUAAACCAGCUUAAAGUAGCGGUGGGGAAAAAGCCAGAUAUGGUUCCUUAUCGUCACAGUAAAUUAACAGAGCUGUUCAAAUCGUCAUUUGAGGGGAACGGGAAGGCUGUGAUGGUGGUGAAUGUAAACCCUUAUGGAACGGGAUUUGAUGAGAAUAGUCAUGUUAUGAAAUUUUCGGCAGUAGCAAAAGACGUAGCAACAUGGAAGAGGGCGCAUCCAAAAUUAAACUUGAAAGGACUGGCACAACAGUCCAACGUGAAGAAGAGACAGAGGAGAAGACCAGCGCCUCCACCAUCAUCUCUCUAUUCAACAGCAGCGACUACAACAUUACCUACUUUGCAGCAACAGCAGGAUGAACAUUACGACGCAUCACAACAGCAAUAUCACCACGUCUAUCAUGGUAUCGAUGACUUGAUGGCAGACGAUGAGGAAGAGAAUGAAGAAGAAGAGUAUGAAAAAGUAAUUUCGCCAAGCGAUACUGACGAAAUAAGCGAGCAAAGACAAGAAGGACAUCAGUCUACGAUCAAGAAAGCUGCAAAUCAUCUUAAUAAACAAGAAGACCGGGAUGAUCAGACACUUACUAACAUAGAUGAAGAUGAUGACGACGACGUUGAAGAGUCAGAGGAUUCAGAAGAGGAUGAAGGCGACGUGGAAAAAGAUCCAUUUGUAGAAACGCUAUUUGAGCAGUUGGAAGAUUUGCGCAGUAAAUGGUUGGAAGCAGAGGCAAGAUGUGAAAGAAUGGAAUCGGAAAUACGCGAACAAGUAACAAAAGAAACAGAAUCUGAACUGAAAACAAUGGAAGAUAUAUACAUGAAAUCAUUAAGGCAAGAUAAUGAGUUGAAUGAAGCGCGAAUAAAGCAAAGAUUAGGAAAGGAAAUCAACAAAGCAGUAGCCAAAAAAAAAUUGCAAAUGGAGGAAGAAAAGAAGAACAGGGAGAGAACUUACGAUUAUACAAAUUUUAAAGAAUUAGAAGAUAAACAAGAAGCUAUUUCAAAUCAACUAAAUCACUUUAUUGCCUAUAUGAGUGAGCAUGAAAGAACGCGACACCAAUUGUUAGAGAAGAUUACGGAACUAGAGAAAGCAAAGCAGAAACAAACGGAAACCAUACAUAGGUUGAAUUUGAAAUUACAAGAGCAGGACAUGGUGCUCGGCGCUAUGAAAGAGGAAAAAAUUGCGGCUCAGAAUCAAAGCAGCAGCAAUGCAAAGCAGGAGUCCACUGAUAAAGAUAAUGAUCCGCAUGCUCAUAUGAGAUAUUUGGAAUGGAAGAAAAGACUCAGACAGAUGAAGUUGCAAAGGGAAAAUGAUCCGCCUGGUGCUACGCAUUAAUGGAACAAAUUAUUAUUGCUUAAUAUCUUUUAAUAAAACUACGAACUGGGCUUAGAGCAUUAGUGAAACAGCUAUGUAAAAGAGUCGCUUUUGAUUAUGAAUUCUAGACAUGCAAUGUAUGGACAAUAUACAACAGCAAGCAGUAAUAAAGAUGGGCGAGAGAUGAGCGCGAAGUCAUCUUCCUUCCGUCACGUUAUUGCUCCACUUUAACUGGUUGUACAUAGUUUGUAUUCGACAGCUGGAAUGGACUUACUCCUGCCAAAAAUAACUCAAUGUGUAAAUUAUUGCUCCGCAAAGAAAAAUGUUUUUUAGUCUCUUAAAGUUAUUUGCACAAUAGAGGAAAUCCACUCAAAAAAAAAUUGCUUAAGUUCUUCCAUCACUCAAGUAUGCAAAUUCUAGCUACGCAGUAUCCUCGGAGUUAAAUCAAAAAUGCUACUUUGCACUACGUUUAAACAAAGGAUUUUUAU